Messenger RNA from Centruroides sculpturatus (bark scorpion), 2194 nucleotides. Its product is annotated as degenerin unc-8-like. The transcript has 12 exons. The coding region runs from base 1 to 1533 and encodes 510 amino acids. Gene Ontology annotation, cellular component: membrane. Lineage: Eukaryota; Metazoa; Arthropoda; Arachnida; Scorpiones; Buthidae. Gene Ontology annotation, biological process: sodium ion transmembrane transport. The record is from RefSeq and is a predicted model, not a curated record. Gene Ontology annotation, molecular function: ligand-gated sodium channel activity.
AUGACUUCUCGCAGAACCAGUAGCGCUUUUACGAAUUUCUCGGAGAUUCCUAAACUUUCUGAUUUGUUUCAAGAUAUAUUAGAGAAUUCCAUUUUGACUGGCAUUCCUCAGAUUGCUUUGGCUAAGAAGAAAUCGAGGAAGAUUUUAAAAGUUGUGGUCCUAUUCGGAUGUAUCGCUGGAUUUCUCUAUCAGCUUUCUGCUUUUCUGAUAAUAUAUUGGGCAUAUCCAACAUUAGUUGAUGUCCAGAUUACUAAGCCUUUGAUGGUUGAUAUGCCUUCUAUAACAAUAUGUAAUAGAAAUGGUAUACGACGCACCAGUUUCUGCAAGAAAUUUCCAUCGGAAUGCGAAUUACCAAAUAAUAUGACAACAUUUUGUGAACAAUAUCCUUACGUGUGUAAUGCGGCUAAGACAGAAGAAGACAUGAUGAAACCGAAGCUAGAAGCCAUCGAUAGGGAAGAAACAGUAACACGUGACUUGCUUUUAGAUAUAGGUCACGCUUCGUAUCCUCUAAUUUCUCAAUGUACUUUUGGCACAGGAAAAGAUGAAUUCCAAAUAUGCGACAACGAGACAUUUCGCUAUUAUGCAUUUUUAGACAUAUAUCAAAGAAGCAAAUUGUGUCACAUUAUAAAUCCGAGGUGGUCUAAAAAAGAGCUGAAGUUACCUCGAGUGCCCCUUCACGAAGUUUUGACCAUUGUCGUGGACUUCGAACCCACUGAAGCAUUUCAACUGGAUCGUAGAAUUGGUGGUCAAGCAGCACUACAUUCUCCAUAUAGCAUUAUAAACCCAUUUAUUGAAGGUUUUACUAUUACACCAUCUAAACUUUAUUUAGUUCAUUUAAAAGAGAUUAUAAAGCAUCUUCUUCCAUCUCCCUAUUUAACAAACUGUACCAACUACAAAAAACUAUGGAAGAGAAGACUCGGAAGAGGACCAUUAAGUCGCGAGAUGUGUAUAGAAGAAUGUUUAAUGAAUGCCACGUUGGAUCACUGUGGUUGCGUCAAGACAUCCAGCAUCUAUCCUCAUUACGAAAAGUUCUGUCACGAAGUGGACAUACCCUGUACCGAUAAAAUUAAUUAUAGUCAUUGUUUUAUUGCUUGUGGACCGGCAUGCCAUUCGAUAUCAUUUGAAGUGAAUAUACAAGAAGAGAAUAUAGAAGUCGGGAUAGAGAGCACAAAUGCUACCACUUUAUGGAACCAAACUGCGAUAAUUUUAUUAUUUUUUAAGAAAUCAGAUUUAGUAAUUUAUACGUACAGACCAAAAUAUGAAAGCAUUGAAUUCUUCAGUUACGUUGGUGGUUAUAUUGGCAUAUGGUUAGGGAUGUCUCUAAUUGCUGUGUUCGACUUCCUGGAAGCUUUAUCUUCCUUAGUUAUUCCUAUAAAAAUGAAAAUCAAACGAGCUUGUGCGAAUCCCCUACAAACUCUGAAGUCUGCUUCAUCUAGAGAUUGUAUUUUAUCAGUUACACCUUAUCCUUAUAGAGAUAACAUGAAUUCACAACUCUCAGUGAGGACAAGAUCCAUGCCACGAGCAUGGGAAUGAAUAGUUAAAAAUAAUAAAAGAAUAUCUCUCAUAUCUUUCGUGGAGAAUCGUUGAUGGAUAAUGGCAAGAAUCAAUACAAAAUUCAAUUAUAAAUUUUAAUUUUCUGCUAUAAUUGUUAAUAUUGUUAGCACUUAUCAUUCUAAAUAUAUUCAGCCAUUAAUUUUAAGUACUCUUCUAUUGUAAUUAUGCAAAUUUUCCAUAAAAUGGUCGUGAAAACUAAAUAUAUUGUACGUUGCACUUUGUGAUUGAAUAUAAUUUAUAGAUCCCUUGCAGUCUGCUUCUUCUAGAGAUGGAAUUUUAUCAGUUAUUCUUGUGAAGAUAACGUAAAUUUACAAUUUCCAGCGAGGACCAGAUGUAUGCCAAGUGCAUAGGACCAUGGGAUGAGCAUGGGAAAUUAAUUGUUUCAAGGUAAAGUUUAGAAUCCCAAUUCAUCUUGGUAACAUUAUGUAAUUUGGUAUUGCAUCGAAGGAUACGGGUUCGAUUCCCAUUAAAAGACAGGAUAAAGAUGUUUUUCUAGUUAGGAAACAAACAUUUUAUUGAAGGAGCUGUUAUAAAUGUGUUAUGAUAGCUUAAGUAAAUGAUAUUUUAUUAAAAAGCAUGGUUGAACUUCAUGUUAUAAGAUAAGAUAAACGUAUCCUGAUAAUUAUACUAUUAUAAUUUC